AGAAGAUUGACUACACAAUGAAAAGCAUUCCUGCCCCUGGCUACCAUAAUUAGGCUAAAACUUGGAUUUACAUUUGAGGGAGUCACUAACACUUAACCUUAUUCUUCUCUCCUCUAUCAAAGUGACAGCAUGGGGGAACCCAGGACACUCUUAAUGAACGACUGAAAAGCUGACAUGGAAUUCACAAACCAGCAUGGCUGUUUGUACAGUAUAUAAAUGAAGAAUCGUAGAGGGAACUGCAGAAGGAGACUUUCAUUUAAGGUAACAAUGGUGAGUUGUCAGUCCUCUGCAAGACUGAGUUGUCUGUUCUUCCUUCUUGUUUGUUAUGAAGUCCCUGCGGAGAGAUGCACAGGGGGUCCGUCCUGUACCAGCGGCUCUACAGACAGUGACCAACAAAAACCAUGUGUUGGCACCAGAUGCCCGGCCAAAGCCAACAGAGCUUCUCGUUCAUCCCAACACACAGCUAGCAGUGAUGGCUUUUUACAACCUGGGAGAGCUAGCCAGCAGCCCUCCGCAUCCUCAAGAGCUGAAGUUUCAGGUACCACAGACACUUGGGGAGGAGCUCCACACCCAAACAACAAUGCCACCAAGGACUGCAAAGGAAUUGAAUGCAAAUUGCCCCUGCGGAUCCGCAUGAAGUCUCGAGGCAGAGUUUUGUGCACCGGGGAGGGGUGCCCACCUGCAGAAGGGCAGCAGGGUAUUGUGCGUUUGUCAGACAGAGCGGCACACUUCAUUGGUGAAGUACCGGAAUUCCAAUACGCCAAUGCAGAACUGGGAGGAGCUCCACUAGGAGUUCAGCUCACCUGUGAUAUCAAGCCAGGAGAGAAUGAGGUCCCAUCAGAAGAUGCUUUGAUUCUCCAACUUCAGCUAGCCAAAGGACAAGAGAAGUUUGUGGAGGCCCUAAAGAGCCAGCAAAAGACAAUAACUGAAUUGCAACAGAAGCUGUCAGAACAGCAGAGCUUACUAGUGAACCAGCAGCGGGAAAUCCUUGAUCAACAAAGGAGGAUGUAUGAGCAAAUGGACAUGAUCAAAGUCCAGUACAGCAUUCUGUUUGACACAGUGAAGCAGAUGUCCUUCCAAAGCUUGCAGGAGGACAUUCAGCAGUACUUCGAAGCUCAUCUCCAAGGUUUGCAGAACCAGGUCCGUAGCCACCUCCAGAAAACCUAUUCUGUGCAUAAAAUGGAUGUGGAUGCCAAUAUUAUCGAUGUCGGUGCUGGUGCACCUCUACCUGACUGUGGCCCCUGUGAAGGUGAUGAGUUUUGCAGUUUCCAAAAGUCACCUCCGCAAUGUGAAAAAUGUACUCUGUGUCCUGCUGGAUUUUUCCAAAUGUCUGACUGCACGGAAAAUGUUGACCGAAUUUGUCAGGACAGAGAUGAAUGUAUGGAUACACCAAGUAUAUGUGGAGAGAAGAUAAAAUGCCUAAAUACUCCAGGUGGCUUUAGAUGCCUCGGGGUUCCUGAAAAGGAUGCUGCUUUGGGACUUUGUGGCGAUCAAUACUUUUUCAAUAAAGAUCUGCAAGAGUGCCAGGCCUGCUCGGAGUGUGAAGAAGGUGUUGUUGCUUUUCCAUGCACAGCAGAUAGCGAUACUGUGUGCACAAUGGCAAGCGAGAGCAAGCUGUUCGAAUCAUGGUCUGCUGGCUUGUCAGUGCCCUCACCUAAAAUGGCUAGCUCCCAAAUAUACCCAGGUCUCAGCUUGAAGAUCAAGGAAAAAGUCAAAUGUGAUAUUUUGUCGCCAGAUGACAACCAGAUCGUGUUCAAACAACAUGGGCUACUAUGGGUUGACCUUAACUUCGCAGUAAGACAUAACUGCAGGAAUUUUCUACAGCUUUCAUUAAAACUCAACAACAGUGAGGAAGGCUACGAGUUAAGUGGUUCACGGAUAGAGCAGCCAGAUGGUAAAUAUUUUCAGAGCACAAGUAUAAGUUCUGCUGCUGAAGUUGAGCCAAGCCAAACUUUAUCUGUGGUUCUUAAAAGCCCCAACCAGUUCUGCAAUCAAAGCAAAGACCUGCAUGUUUAUGAUCUGAACAUGCCACUUAGUUUGUUUUGGUUGUCUCAUGAUACAGGUGCAGUGGCCAUGAGUGCUCAAAUGUCUACAGCAAUGCACUACCAAACUAACUACAGGCCAACAUUUAGGAUCUUAUCUGUAUCUGACCCGUACAUGAUCAGCUUGACCCAUGAUGGAAGAAGCAUUAAGUUUACUGAAUCUGGUGUUGUUAAAUUUGUUUUCCAGCAAGCUCUCUACUCCAUGGGUCCCACCUGUGUGCGGGAAGGUUUUAUUCUCCUUUCCUACAUCAACAGAAAUGGAUCCAAUGCAGAAUUAAUGCAGGUCUUUAAGUCUGGUGUUAAUUAUAGAGAUACAUCUAUCUCAGCAUCCAGCGCAGCCAAGGUCAAUUCUGGAGAUAUAAUAAGUUUUGAAGUCCUUUCUCCUGCACAAUGCAAUGUUCGAUAUUUUGGAGAAAACUCUGGAAUUAGCAUGCUAAGCCUAAUAUGGAUUCCCACUGGUAUUUCCACUGCUAUCACAGCUUCAGUGUCUGCAACUGGAUUACCCACAGGGGCGGUCAAGAACAAACUCUUGAGCUUCAGUCAGGAUUUGCCACAAGACAAAAUUAUACAACUCAUCUCCACUGGCCAGCAUGCCCAUAAAUAUUUUAAGUUCACUGAAAAUGGCGGAGUAAGUGUUUCUUUCAACUUAAAAUUAAUCCACUCAUGCAAUGUAAUAAAGGUGACAUUGAAUACCAAGAUAAGUGACCAAGCACAACCAUCCAUAGUCACUCAACAAAUUGGUGGUCAAAUGCCAGAAGGCACUCAAUGGACUAGUGUAUCUCUCCGCUCAUCUUUUGAUGUAGAAAAUGGCACAUUUUUAUCAGUUUCGCUUGAUUGCAUACGUGGAAGAAUCAACCAGAUUUCAACUGAGAAAGGGACAAACUUAUCUAUCUUAUGGGUGUCAUCAUAGAUUUUUUCAAAAUGUCACCUAUAUGAACACUGCUCAGACUACGGUUUAAGCUGAACGUGUAACUGAGGAGAUAAAAUGAAUCUUCCAUGUCGGUCUUCUGGUGUAUGAAUUAUCAUGUUUAAUAAUGAAAUCAUGAAUCAUACACUUUUAUGGUUCACUCUAGCAGUGCGUAGCAGCAUUACCAAGACUAUAUUUUAUCAAAUGAAGCAUGGUAUAUUUGCUUUGCCAUGAUUUAAUAUACAGGAUUUUAGUCACCAAAAAUUAUACCAUCAACAAAGCUGCUGCAGAAUUUAAAGUAUGCUGGAGUCAAAAUAAAAAAAAUGGGAAGAAAAGGAAGAAAGUGACCCUUGCAAUUGGGACCUCAAGUACUGCAAGGGAUAAAUGUUUCUUUCAUCUAGGAAAGGGGUCUCCAAACUGCGGCCCGAGGGCCAGAUGUGGCCCUUGCUAGCCUUUAUCCGGCCCUCAGGCACUAUCCCUC
This is a messenger RNA of Rana temporaria (common frog), 3430 nucleotides long. RefSeq lists its product as uncharacterized. Lineage: Eukaryota; Metazoa; Chordata; Amphibia; Anura; Ranidae. Gene Ontology annotation, molecular function: calcium ion binding; protein binding. The record is from RefSeq and is a predicted model, not a curated record. The transcript has 5 exons. Bases 217 to 2952 code for a protein of 911 amino acids.